Molecule: messenger RNA, 510 nt
Organism: Ostertagia ostertagi
Lineage: Eukaryota; Metazoa; Nematoda; Chromadorea; Rhabditida; Trichostrongylidae
Source: the annotation of a GenBank genome assembly
AUGGCGUAUAACCCUGCUGGGGAAAUGAUCGCUACAUCGGAAGCAUACAGCCUAGCUAAAAAGCUACUGGAUGCAGAGACUACUAAAGAUAAGAGCGUUGUCGUGUUCUCAAAUGGCCAAACUUCAACCUGCGACAUACCCGAAACUAGAUAUGGGGAUGAACGCGCCAUUGCAAAUAAGUUGCACAAUAAUGACACGGAUAUUAUUUACGUCCCCAUCGGAACACCAGUGAAUCGAUCUAAUUUGGACGAAAUCGCGCACGACCCCAACAACGUAGCAGACCCGCAAAAUCUCACGACAAAGCAGGAUCCUGCCCGUUUGGAGAAAGCAAGGACUGGUUGGUUCAGCGGCUCAAUGGGACACCAGCUACCACAACCGAGGCGUGGGAAACUACAAAGGAAAAGCAUGGAACGACGCCUGGAGCAGCGGAGAGAACCACUGUUUCCCAGGCAGAGACGGAGCGUGCUGGAGUGCGUGAACUCUCAACGACUGCGGAAAUGUCUGAGCUGA